Molecule: messenger RNA, 4407 nt
Organism: Thalassophryne amazonica
Lineage: Eukaryota; Metazoa; Chordata; Actinopteri; Batrachoidiformes; Batrachoididae
Product: NACHT, LRR and PYD domains-containing protein 12-like
Exons: 11
Coding region: 196-3909 (1237 amino acids)
Molecular function (GO): protein binding
Source: RefSeq, a predicted model, not a curated record
GUUAUUUGCCGGGCACUGGCUGAUAGCUCUUCUGAUAAAUGACUGCGCAUAAGAAGCAGCAAUAGUGAGAUAACAGCAGCAUUACCAGCCCUGUAACCCAGUAAAAGUGAAACCGGUUGCAUGUCACAGUUGCUUGUGUCAGGAAAUGCACACAGAAAAACAGCGAACAACAAAUGAGCGCAUCAAAGAACAGAAAUGGCUUCUGUACCGGAGCGUCUCAUGGGCAUUUUGGAGGAACUGGUGGGUGAGCAGCUGAAGGCGUUUCAGUGGUUCCUGUACAGCGAUGUUCUUGAAGGAUUACCUCAUAUUCCAAGGGCUCGAUUUGAUGGGGCAGAUAGGGUUGACGUUGCGAAUCUCUUGGUGCAAACAUAUGGCUACGAUGACGCAGUUGUGGUCACAGUGGAUAUACUGACAAGGAUGAAGCUCAAACUCUUGGCUGAAACUCUGCAGAAGUACAAUAAAGGUCCAAGUUUUCAAGUCAACAAAGAAUCUGAUGAACAUGUAAUCCAGGAGAAGCUGAAAUCCACUCUGAGGGAAAAAUACCAAAACCAUUAUGAUGGCAAUGCAGAUGAAGGAGAGACCAUCUAUUUGAAAAAAAUCUAUACUGAGCUCUAUGUGAUUGAAGGAGCAGUGGGAAGCUUCAGCGAGGAUCAUGAAAUCGGGCACCUGAGGUCAGUGCCUUUGACAACCGGAGAAUCCACCAUUAAAUUAAGCAACCUUUUCAAACCCCACCCAAACCAAAACAAGUGGAUUCGAACUGUGCUUACCCAAGGUAUACCUGGAGUGGGUAAGACUGUCUGUGCACAGAAGUAUACUUUGAGCUGGGCAGAAGGAGAAGACAACCAGGAUAUCACCUACAUCUUCCCGCUUCCAUUCCGUGAACUGAAUCCCAACAUAAGCGAGAAGGACUAUAGUUUGAUGCAGCUGCUCCAUCAGUUUUUUCCUUUGAUGAAACCACUCAAGAUGUUUGGAACAGAAUCCAAAAUUUUGUUCAUUUUUGAUGGUUUGGACGAGAGUCGUCUCCCGUUGAACUUCAAACAGAAUAAAGUCUUGAGAGAUGAGACUGAACCAGCUUCUUUGGAUGUUCUGAUCACAAACCUCAUUACAGGAGAUCUGCUCGGUAAUGCUCUUGUUUGGAUUACUUCACGACCUACAGCAGCCAACCGCAUCCCCCGGAAGUAUCUCCACCAGUGGACAGAGGUCCGAGGGUUCACCAAUGAACAAAAGGUGGAAUACUUUAAAAAGCGUUUACAUGAUGAUAAACUUGCUGGAAGGAUCAUCAACCAUGUGAAGUCAUCUAGAAUCCUCCAUAUCAUGUGUCAAAUACCAAUAUUCUGCUGGAUUACAGCCACUGUGAUGAAGAAAAUGUUGUGUGACAACAUGACAGGAGAUAUGCCCAACACCCUGACAGAGAUGUACGUGUAUCUUCUCCUCUGCCACACAGGCAGGAUGAAAGAUGGAGAUUACCCGGUGGAAAGUGACAAUUUUGUUCUGAAGCUGGCAGAGUUGGCAUUUCGUCAGCUGGAGAAAGGCAGCCUGGUUUUCUAUGAAGCUGACCUGAAAGAGUGCAGCAUAGAUGUGGAGAAGGCAACCAUUUACUCAGGCAUGUGCACAAAGGAGGGUAGAAUGGGGCAAGAGGUGUUCAGCUUUGUACAUUUGACCGUCCAGGAGUUUCUGGCAGCUGUAUAUGCCCAUCAUUGUUACAUGCAAAGAAAGGAAAAUGUUCUGCUUGGAUACCUCAAAAGGAUAUCUACAAGAUAUCUUCCAAAGUCUAUGUUUAAUUUCCACAAAACUGCCAUUGACAAGGCGCUGGAGAGUGGUAAUGGUCACUGGGACCUCUUCCUUCGCUUUCUUCUUGGGCUGUCCCUUAAGUCAAAUCAGAUGCUCCUCUGUAGGGUCCUGGAUUUGGAAAUAGAAGGUGAGGAAGAUGUGGCAAAAAUCAUCCAGUUUAUCAAGGAGAAGAUUAAGGAGGAACCAGAGUCUAAGCUCAACCUGUUCCACUGCCUGAGCGAGUUGAAAGAAGAGUCUUUGGUUCAGGAGAUCCAGAGCUUUAUAAGAUAUGGGAGACUUUCAGCCAAACAGUUGUCUCCAGCCCAAUGGUCUGCACUCACAUAUGAACUGAUGACAUCAUCGGCAACAGAGGAAGAGUUUGAUCUGAAGAAGUACACAAGAUCUGAGGAAGGGCUAAUAAAGCUGCUCACUGUCAUAUCUUCGUCCUCACGGGCUCUGUUAAAUCGGUGCAACCUCACUGAGAACUGCUGUCAGUUAUUGACCUCAGCCAUCAGCUCGCCGUCCUCACAGCUGACCGCACUGGACCUGAGCGAAAACAACUUGAAGGAUUUAGGGGUCAAGCUGCUGUCUGUUGGAUUAGAGAGUCCACAUUGUAAACUAAAGAGUCUGAGAUUGUGUAAGUGUAAACUGGAAGGCGACUGCUGCGACACAUUAGCCGUUGCCCUCAGCUCAAAGUCUACCAGACUCAAAGAACUGGACCUAAGCGCUAAUAACAUCCAUGAAGCGGGAUUUAAGGCUCUGUGUGAAGGAAUGUGCAGCCCUCACUGCAAACUGGAAACUGUGUGGUUGAAACAGUGCAAGCUUAAAGAGAAUUGCUGUGGAGUUUUGGCUUCAGUUUUAAGCUCAGGUUCAUCUCAGCUGAAAAAUCUUGAUCUGAGCAACAACAAUUUGAAGGAUUCUGGUGCUUCUCUGCUGUUUGAAGGACUCACAUCUUCACAGUGUCAACUGGAAACCCUCAGGCUCCAUCUGUGCGGGCUUACGCAGAAAUCCUGCAAUCGCAUUGGUGCAGCCCUCAGUUGUGACCCCUCCCACCUCAGGGAGCUGGAUCUGAGUGGGAACAACCUGCAGGGUCGGGGCUUACAGCUGCUCUGUGUUGGAUUCAAAGAUCCACACUGCAAACUGGAGAUAUUAAGGUUAAAUGAGUGUAAACUCCAACAAUGCUGUGCAGAUUUGACGUCUGUCCUCACCCUCAGCACGUCUCACCUAAAGCAGCUUGAUCUGAGUGAAAAUGAUCUGCAUGAUUUAGAUGUAAAGAUGCUCGCUGAUGGACUGGCAGCUCCAGACUGUAAACUGGAGUCUUUGCGGCUGUCGUUCUGCGGAGUCACAGUGCAGGGCUGUGUUCAUUUGGCAUCUGCCCUGAAAUCCAACCCUUCCCACCUGCGAAAACUAGAUCUCAGCUACAACUAUCUGCAGGACUCUGGAGUGAAGCUGAUGACAGAUCAUCGAGCCGAUCCAUCCUGUAAACUAGAAGAACUCAGAGUGGACCAUAAUGCAGAGUGCUACUUGAAAUCAACUCUGAAAAACAAUGCCUGCAAGCUAACGUUGGACACGAACACAGCCGCCAACUCUCUGUUUCUGCACGACGGGGGAAACCAGGUGACAUGGGUGAGGGAGAGACAGCAGUACCCGGCUCACCCCGAUCGGUUUGAGAGUGUCUCCCAGGUGCUGUGUCACGAAGGCCUCACCAAACGCCACUACUGGGAGGUGGAGUGGCGCGGGCGCUGGGUGGAUAUCGCUGUGGCCAUGAAAGGAAUUCACCGGAGGGCAGGCUCCCAUCUGUGUGGCUUUGGCUCCACAGACCAGUCCUGGAGUCUGUACUGUUCUGAGGAUCACUACAGUGCUCAGCAUGACCAACAGUGUGUGGAGGUAGCAGCACCUCCAUCAAACUCGCACAGGGUCGCUGUCUAUCUGGACUGGCCAGGCGGCACCCUGUCCUUCUACAGCGUCUCCUCAGGGACCUUCAGCCACCUGUACACUUUUAACACCACCUUCACAGAGUCCCUGUACCCCGGGUUUGGCAUGGAGGAGGAGGAUUGCUCUGUGACUAUUUGUGAAGUGCAACGUGUGCAAGAAUCAGUGCGUCAGUCAGCUACAGCUGAAGAUCCCUCCAUUCCGUGAUCACUGAAUUUUUGAGAACUGCCUACUUGACACAGAUUUCCCCAUACAGAAUCAAAUUUUUUGUAUUUCUUAAUGAUGGAUGGAAAUUAAGUCCAAGACAUAUUCCGAGAUGUAUUCAUGGAACCAACCCCUGACUUGUCUCAAGAAAAGUGGCUUUAAAACCGAUUAUUUAAACAUUAUAUUUAAAAGAAACUUCCCCAUUUCAGCUUCUUCUUUUUUUUGGACUAUGCAGGCCUUAAAUGCAAGAAAAAAAUAUAAUACUAACAAAUGAAAUGAAGCUGACACAUGAAAUAUUGGGUUCAGUGUCUGCAGUGAAUCAGCAGUCAUUUUAGAAAUGAACAAAACUGACAAACAACCUUAUUUCAAGCUGUAUUUAAUUUCCAUCUUGCACAUGAUGACAACAUUAUGUCCUGCAACUAGUCCAGACAUGUCCAGCAGGGAGCAAACAUGUCUACGGAAUGUUAUACGUAAGCAAAAUAAAGUCGCUUUUUAAACUGA